AUGCGAAUGUUCUAUUAUGAAUUACUUCUAGGAGGUGCUGGACUAGUGGUGUGCGGUGCACCCUGCGAGCCAGUCAAUAUUCCAAUGUGCAAGAACAUGCCUUGGAACAUGACCAGAAUGCCAAACCAUCUGCACCACAGCACGCAAGAGAACGCAAUACUCGCGAUCGAGCAAUAUGAAGAGCUGGUGGACAUCAACUGCAGUUCUGUGUUGCGUUUCUUCCUGUGUGCCAUGUACGCUCCAAUCUGCACCCUCGAGUUUCUCCACGAUCCAAUCAAACCUUGCAAGUCGGUGUGUCAGAGGGCUAGAGACGGCUGCGAGCCCAUCAUGAGGCGCUAUAAUCACAGUUGGCCGGAAAGCCUUGCGUGCGACGACUUACCUGUGUACGAUCGGGGGGUCUGCAUAUCUCCUGAAGCCAUCGUAACUGAUUUACCUGAAGAUGUUAAAUGGGUUGAUUUUUCACGGGAUGUCAUGCUGGAAAAACCACAAGCAUCAGACUGCAAAAACGGGAAUUCCGAGCGCUGUAGGUGCCGAAAAAUAAGACCAACGCUAACAACAUAUAUUGAGAAGAAGUACAACUAUGUUAUUCACGCAAAAGUCAAAGGUGUAAGCCGGACUGGCUGCCAGGAGUUUACAACGUUGGUGGAGGUGAGGGAAGCGUUCAAGUCCUCCCAACCCAUCCCACGGGCGCACGUACCUUUAAUCACCAACUCGUCGUGCUCCUGCCCGCAGCUCCUACCCAAUCAAGAGGUGAUUAUCAUGUGCUAUGAGUGGCGCUCAAGACUGAUGCUGCUGGAUGGGUGCCUAGUGGAAAGAUGGAAGGACCAACUGGCGAAGAGAUACAAGCGCUGGGAACAACGUCUACAGGAACAGCAGCAGAGGAGCCCCAGAUUGAACAGCAGGGGCUCUGGUCUGAGUACAGGGGGCUCCAGGAAGACCACUAGGAGCAAGAACAUGCCGAGGAACGACCGGCAGCAGAAAUCAUAAGCGCUCUGCCCCCCCUCCUUGUUUUCUCCAGCCCAUGGUGAGGAUCAGCAUAUGACUUCUCAAGUCUGCAUAGUGAGCCACCAUGUAGUCCUCAGAUCUUAUUUUAACUUCUCACGGUUACUCCCCCUGACCCCCCUCACCACCAUCCAGGAGUCCGUGGCAGAUACAGGUUUGCACUGCAUUUGUAUUUUAUGCACCCCUAGUGUUUUAUCAGAAAACAAAAUACAG
This is a messenger RNA of Megalops cyprinoides (Indo-Pacific tarpon), 1215 nucleotides long. Its product is annotated as secreted frizzled-related protein 4-like. Gene Ontology annotation, biological process: canonical Wnt signaling pathway; non-canonical Wnt signaling pathway. Bases 1 to 987 code for a protein of 328 amino acids. The transcript is spliced from 7 exons. Gene Ontology annotation, cellular component: cytoplasm. The record is from RefSeq and is a predicted model, not a curated record. Lineage: Eukaryota; Metazoa; Chordata; Actinopteri; Elopiformes; Megalopidae. Gene Ontology annotation, molecular function: Wnt-protein binding.